Molecule: messenger RNA, 2688 nt
Organism: Spinacia oleracea (spinach)
Lineage: Eukaryota; Viridiplantae; Streptophyta; Magnoliopsida; Caryophyllales; Amaranthaceae
Product: coiled-coil domain-containing protein SCD2
Exons: 18
Coding region: 370-2325 (651 amino acids)
Biological process (GO): cytokinesis by cell plate formation
Source: RefSeq, a predicted model, not a curated record
AUCUCUUUCUGAAAAGAGGACAAGGAGGAAGACGAAGCAACCUAUAGUACAACCAAUGCGUAAAUACGUAUUAAAUUUGGACAAAAAAAUGAAUACAAUACCGUUGAACAAAACGGUUAUUGUUCUCAAAGAAACUCGCAUGCAACUCUGUGCUUCGGUUACACGUAUGACGUUCCGGGACAUACACAAAACAAUGGAGGAGAGAGAAAAACAGAGGGCCAGAAAAUCAAAACCGCUCAUGCAAACACAACCCGACGAUCCCUAGUUAGAUCUCACGUACUGAACUGCAUACCAAAAUCCCAGGAAGAAAUCUGUACCUUCAUGCAUCGCUAUUCAUCUUCUUAAAUUUUAUGAUCAUUUUUGGCGAUUAUGGAUCGGUUUAGGGCAAGGUUUGAUAGACAAAAGAGCAUAGACAGCCCCCCUGAUCCUGUGUCUCCGGUGACCGUGUCACCAUUGCACCGUCAUGCUCGUUCUUCGUCGUCUGGAAUAUCUGCCUUUAAGAAGCCUCAGAAUGUGGCGACUAUGGCAGCGGCUCAACGACUUGCACAAGUGAUGGCUCAUUCGGGUGAUGAUGAAGAUGAAGAUGAGGAUGAUCUCUUGGUUGAUUAUCAGCCUGUUGGCUCGCUUGGUGGCCUUGGCCUUGCUGCUGGAAGGUCUGGUAGACCUCGAUCUCCAAAGUCACUUCGUACAGCUUCUACUGAGCAAGUUCCAUCACUAAGAACUCCAAUGGUUGCUCGUCCAUCGUUCUCUGCCAAGACCCAUGAACAUCCAUUACCAAGACCAACUUCAGCUGGUAGGCUGUCUCAGCCACCCAUUAACGCUCUGGAGUCAAAGCAGUCAUCAGCUCAUCUACCAUCAACAGUUAGAACACAUAGGACUUCCAUGGAUUCAAUGGACAUGGUGGAAGAACAUAAUUCCUUGAGUGGAAGGCCAUCUCUGUCUAUUAGAACUGAUGGAGAAGCUUCUGCUCAUUCCCCUAUGCCCUUGAACUCUGAGGAUGUCAACCUAUCUGACCGAUCACCUAUGGUCUUCAAUCCUUCUGAACAACCUCCAUCUGCGCGUUCUAUUUUGUCAGGUCGACCUUCAGGGAUUAAAACGAUUCCUACGAUGCCUCCUGCUGUUAAAAUAUCUACAAAGCAACAAAUUUCAUCGAGUCCAUUGGCUGGAAGCAGCAGCAAUAGGAGGUUGUCGCUGGACUUUGGAAGUAUGAUAUCAAGAGAACCAAAAGAAUCUAAUGAUCAGCUUUCUUCGACAGCCCUACACGAUGAGCUUGAUAUGCUCCAGGAGGAAAAUGACCGUCUUCUUGAUAAGCUCCGACUUGCAGAGGAACGGAUCCAAGAUUCUGAAGCAAGAGCUAAGCAACUUGAGAAACAGGUUGCUAAUCUCGGAGAGGGUGUGACUAUGGAAGCUCGACUUUUAAACAGAAAAGAGGCAGCCUUGCAGCAAAGGGAGGCUGCACUGAGAGUUGCUUCACAAAAAUAUGGUGGCAAAACUGGAGAUAUUGCAGCACUUAGGAUGGAAGCAGAGACUGCUAGGGAUGAGGCAAUUUCUGCGCUUGACCAACUCCAGGAGUCCGAGUCUGAAUUAAGAUCCCUUCGGUCUAUGGUUCACAGAUUGAUGUUGACUCAGGAAGAGAUGGAAGAGGUGGUUCUGAAGAGGUGUUGGCUUGCUCGAUAUUGGGGUUUAUGCGUCCGAUAUGGGAUUUAUCCAGAUAUCGCGGAAGCCAAACUUGAAUAUUGGUCAUCCUUUGCCCCACUACCUGUUGAAAUUGUUAUUGCUGCAGGACAGAAAGCAAAGGAAGACAAUCACUCAGCUAACACUGAUGAUAGAAGGGAAAAGACUAUCCGUGAUGCCAUUGAACUUUCAGGAGAGGGCAGCGCUGAGAGCAUGCUUAUAGUAGAGAGAGGUCUGAGGGAACUUUCUGUGCUUAAGGUGGAAGAUGCCAUCAGGGUCGCAAUGGCUCAACACAGACGGAGGAAUAUGCAGAAGCCUGCUUUUACAGAUGACUUGAGAUCUCCGAGUCAGAAAUUUUCAGAAGCUUUUGAUUUGAGCCAAGAGGAAUCUGAAGAAGUGCAGUUUAAGCAGGCAUGGCUGAUGUACUUUUGGAGAAGAGCGAGAAACCAUGGUUUGGAACCAGACAUAGUAGAUGAACGCCUGCGCUUUUGGAUUAACCAUAGUGCAAGAGGAAGUUCCUCGCAUGACGCAGUUGAUGUUGAACGAGGGCUUCUGGAGCUCCGGAAGUUAGGGUUGGAAAACCAGUUGUGGGAAGAAAGCCGGAGAUGGACUGAGCAAGACUCACAGACAAGAAGGCAAAUGGACUCCUGAGUUCUGAAUCUUUCUUUUUCGGGAUCACAUUAACAUAUAUUUUUACAAAUAUAGGUUGUGUGAAUUCCUAGCCUUUUAAAGCGAAUUGGCCGAGUUGAAAGCGUCAUAUAUCCUCCCCUUAUUUGGUCCUUUAGAAAAUGUCUUAUGAGUAUAAGCAACUUGUAUAAAAUGGUGUAAGAGGAUACGUAGGCAUAUACUUCGUAUAUAUAAGUGGUUUAAGUGCCUCGUUCAUAAGUAUUGAUUUUUCCUUGUCAUUGACUCACUGUUUUAGGAUGAUGAAAUUUGCCUAAAUUUUAUGGGAUCCUCCUUCCCCUAGUAUUUAGAGUAGUGAGAAUCCAAUAGAGACUUGAUACUUAGUGUUAA